Histoplasma mississippiense is the source of this 1575-nucleotide messenger RNA. RefSeq lists its product with no specific name. The record is from RefSeq and is a predicted model, not a curated record. The coding region runs from base 1 to 1575 and encodes 524 amino acids. NCBI's taxonomy places the organism in Eukaryota, Fungi, Ascomycota, Eurotiomycetes, Onygenales, Ajellomycetaceae. The transcript has 6 exons. Gene Ontology annotation, biological process: galactose metabolic process. Gene Ontology annotation, molecular function: nucleic acid binding.
AUGGCCUCUAAAACUUCUCAACAAGAUCUGAGGCGCCCUUCUUUUGCAAAGGUGGCGGCAAUGCACCCUCCACCAACACAGCAAAACCACACUACGCAGAUUGAAAGUGCCACUGACAGCCCAAUUCCGACUCAUGAAGCCUCGAGUGAUUCAAAAAGCGAUCGUCGUGAACUGCCCCAGGACCUAAACCAGAAAGCGCACGAUGAUAAGGACCAUGGUGCCAAUUCGGAAUCUGGAGACGGCAAUGAUGAUGGUGCGGCUAAGCCCGAGCUGGCCUUUGAAGACGACCAAACGCAUCUUUCAAAUUCUUCAACCAAACCAACGAGCUUUGAUUCUAAGAGCAUGGUUUCUGUGACGACUUUUGCUAUGGAUGAAAAAGAAUCAUUGCGCCCAGAUGAUAGCGCUAGCGUCCAAGCAGCGGAAGAGGAUGACUCUUUCUCGGGACCGGCUUCUGGUGCACCAAAUUCCCAAGUCGGCUCAGAGGCGGGUGGACGCUUGUAUCGCAUAACCGACCAGGGCACUUUGUCUGACCGCAUUCCUAACAGAACACGACUUAAUAACACAGGUGUCCCGGGAAUCAUCUCCUCGAACGGCCCAAGUGAACCAAGUCUCCAUAGUUUCCCCAAUGAACCGGAUGAGAAGUUGCUUGAUGCGAUGAACUCGCCAAAGGACCGGUUAUUGAUUCUUCAAUUGGAGGAGAAGAUAAUUGCAUUCAUUAAAGAUUCCGAUGAACAGUCUUUGGAAUUGCCUCCGUGCAACGCAUUUGGACGUCUUCUUGCGCAUAAACUCGAACCCCUUGGUGCAGACUGUGAGUUCUCAAACCUAGCCUUAAAUCUGUAUUAUAAAAUUGGCAGCUCACUAAACUCGAGACUUAGGCCCACUCCUUUAAAUAUGCUCCAACCACCCAAUGCAAACAAAACCCCCCCUCCAAAUGUACCGGCGAUGAAAAUCAUGCGUCGCUCCGGUCAACCGGGGGAAAGAGUGUCGGGUGCAGGAAGCACGGCACCUAGUUCAGCAGCCCCUUCAAAAGCUACAUCAGAAGCCGGCGGUACUAAUGAGGAAGGGUUUGGAUCAUCUGCUGGAGCCACUCCAGCGAAAGACCGGGCGACCCUGAGUCGAGAGGAGCGUGAAGCAAAAUAUCAGGAGGCUCGAGAGCGGAUAUUUAGAGAUUUCCCAGAAUCUAAGGUCUCCGACCAUUCAAACAGCGGAGAUCAGAGUGCAAAUGUAUCGCGGUCCAACUCCGGGAAUGGCAAACGAAAGGGACAUAAACAGAGAACGCCACAUGAUGACAGUUUCGAGGCACGGUCCCAAUUCAAUGCGUACUAUCCGGGAGCUCCAUACUCUAGUGCACCACUUCCAUUUAAUGCAAUCUCCCCCGUAUUCAGGGUUUUCUCCAGUCAACCAAAUACCGCCAAUUGUUCCUCAGCAGCCUUCAACAAGAUCCUCUCCUGGAAUAAGUUCAUAUUCCCCCCAUCCAAGCACUCUCUCGUUCCAGCAACAGAGCUCUUCAACCUGGAGCCAGCCACAGUACCAAACCGUGUAUCCUCCAUCAACUGCUCAACGCAAUCCGUCUAA